Messenger RNA from Peronospora belbahrii, 2283 nucleotides. Lineage: Eukaryota; Oomycota; Peronosporomycetes; Peronosporales; Peronosporaceae. The record is from the annotation of a GenBank genome assembly.
AUGUCGUCGCGGCCUCUAAGCGCCCGCAAAGGUCUGCGCAAUGACUUGGGCUCGAACAAUUGUUUCCUUAACGUUAUUAUUCAAAGCUUAUGGCACGUUCGUAGCUGCCGCGUGCUUAUUUCUAUGGGUGACCAUGCAGUGCAUCAUCGCUGUAAUGGGAAACCUACCAAUGCCAGCACCUUGAAAAAAUUCACCAUCACUCCGUGUCUUUUGUGUGAAUUAGAGCAGAUCUUUAUUAUGUAUCAGUUUGCAGAGCAGCCAGUACUAGAUGUGGACCGUGUACGUCUUGCACUAGGUGAUAGCUUUGCUCUUGGGGCCAUGAACGAUGCGACAGAGACCUUGGAAACAAUUCUGGACGCUCUACACUACGACACGUUCAACCGGAUGCUGCUACUACGUCAAGGGCGAUCAAACAGUAACGAUGAUACUAAAGAAGCUAAAAAUACUGAGGAGAUGUCAGAGUCUCUACGUCUCGAUGCGUUCGCCAUCAUCUGCGAACCGCAGUGUGUAGCUCACCGAUUGUUCCAAAUGAAUUUGAUGGAACUCAAGUUUUGUACCUAUUGUGGCCAUACAGCUGAGCCGAUUAUGAACACGGAUUUUCUGUAUCGAGUUUAUGCUCAGGAGCUAUUGAACGAUGCAAGAAUGGGUCCAGAAGGAGAAAAGAAGAUGAACAUGACACUGGAGGAAGUUUUGAGACUUGAAGCACAGGCACAAGAUGUAGCUGGGACGUGUGAUGCGUGCGAAGAAGGGGGACAGCGAGCAUUGAGUAGGUGGAUUCUUACACUACCCAUGGUAUUUUGCAUCAGUAUUAUCUGGUCCAGUAGCCAUGUAGAGAAGACGGACAUUAAGGACUGGAUGGUACUUUUGUCGUCGCAAUGUACGACGGGGGAUAAUGGAGAUGAGUUGCGGCAAGCUCUGGAUCUAGGUCGCAUCUUUCGAUUAGAUAACUCGACGGAAGUGUCAUCGUUGUACUUGUUCAGAGGUCUUGUUUGCUACUACGGGCGGCACUAUGUGGGCUUCUUCGCAAGUCGGAGUGUAGAUGAAGCUGGAGUUGAACGUGAACGCUGGUUUUUGUUUGACGAUACACGUGUUAAGCUUGUGGGAACAUGGGCAGAUGUCCGAUUGCGUGUCGAGCGCGGAGGCUACCAGCCAACGUUGUUGUUUUAUGAACGCAACGAAAUUGAGUUUGAAGACCUUGAGAAGAUAUCUGCGGAAAUUCACAAGUGGUGGGAAGCAUCAGCUGAUGAACCGGACGGUGUCACAAUGGACAAAACCAUGGAUAAAAGCCCUGCAAGUGACGUGGUUAAGAAUGACCAGGGGGCUUCACACGAAGUUGAGCUCAGUGGAGGCAUUGAGGAUGAGCUACUGGCAAAAAUGGAGCGAAGUGUUCGCAUAACUCAAGAACAUCCACUUCCGCCGCUAGUUCCCACCGUUCCUAAAAAAGUAUUGCCGACAAGUCCUAUCUCGUUUCCUCCCCAAGUACCCAAAUCAAUGCCUGCGGAGAUUGAAUUGCAUGCGAGAGACGGGUGGCAUGAAGAGGAUAUUUGCCUGCAUUUGGCGCACAAGUCUGCUCAGGACACUUUGUUGAGGCUUAAUAGUAUAUUAUUGAAAGACAAAGCUCCGGCAUCUACUCCGAUUGACGGCCGAGCAGUGUUACGCUUGGCGAUGUCCCAAUCAAUGCAGCGCUCCGUCCGCUUACGCGAUUACUCCGUUCAACGCCCUGCCGAGAAGCGAAUUGAUGUAAAUCCUGACAAAAUUUUUGAGGAUGAAGCACCGUCUAUGGAAGAGAAAAUCUGCGCACAACCUGUUUGUGCUAUAGAGUCCGCAGUGUCAACAAGACCAGAUGAUGUAGAGGCAAAAGCAGAUCAUGUUCCGCUGAAGGUCUUCGAUGUUCGUAUCAAUGCUUCGGACGGCGGAAUUGGCCUACUUUUCGACGAAAGCACAAACGAUGGCUGUUCGCUCCCGUUGACAGCUACAGAAUGUAAGCGAACAUUUAUUGUAUCGGGUUUUGAGGUUAAUGGCGCAGGCGCUAAGCUACCAGCCGAAGCUAGUGGGGCAAUUCACAAGGGAGAUAUUCUCGUGAGCAUUAAUGGCCACAUGUUGGAAAACGAAAAACUUGUAGACGUACUGGAAAUGCUUCUAAUGUCGCCCAAUCCGGUUCAACUCAAAUUUUGUCGUUUUCGACCGUGGACAUGUACUCGUUGCACGCUUCUAAACCAAACGAUGGUCGCAUCAUGCGCAGCGUGUGGACACGCACCUGUUUUGGUACCCCUAAGAGAGUGA